AAGCGAUUAUAGCAUUUAUUUGCAUCACUCUGUUCUCUCUUUUUUCUCUCUGAACCCAAUGGAUUCUCUUGCUCUUUUCUGUACUGGGGCUCUGCUUGCCGGUGGACUCUUCUGGUUCGUUUGCAUUCUGGGUCCUGCCGAACAGAAGGGCAAACGAGCCGUAGAUCUAUCGGGUGGCUCAAUCUCAGCUGAGAAAGUUCAAGAUAAUUACAAGCAAUACUGGUCAUUCUUCCGCCGCCCCAAAGAGAUUGAAACUGCCGAGAAAGUUCCAGACUUCGUCGACACAUUUUACAAUCUGGUCACCGACAUAUACGAGUGGGGUUGGGGCCAGUCCUUCCACUUUUCCCCUUCCAUCCCCGGCAAGUCCCACCGCGAUGCUACGCGCAUUCACGAGGAGAUGGCAGUCGAUCUCAUCGACGUUAAACCGGGGGAUCGAAUUCUGGACGUCGGGUGUGGCGUCGGAGGGCCCAUGCGUGCCAUCGCCUCCCAUUCGCGCGCCAAAGUCGUGGGCAUAACGAUUAACGAGUACCAAGUGAAUCGCGCGCGUUUGCAUAACAAGAAGGCAGGCCUUGAAGACCUCUGCGAAGUGGUGUGCGGUAACUUCCUCGGGAUGCCAUUCCAGGACAACAGCUUCGACGGCGCGUACUCGAUCGAAGCGACCUGUCACGCGCCGAAGCUAGAGGAGGUGUACGCCGAGAUCUUUAGGGUUCUGAAGCCUGGAUCUCUCUACGUAUCGUACGAGUGGGUCACGACGGAGAAGUACAGCGCCGAUAACCCCGAGCACGUGGAUAUCAUCCAAGGGAUCGAGAGAGGGGAUGCCUUGCCUGGGCUCAGAAACUACAAGGACAUAGCCGAGACGGCGAGAAAGGUAGGGUUCGAGAUCGUGAAGGAACGAGAUCUGGCUAAGCCCCCGGCCCAGCCGUGGUGGACGAGGUUGAAGAUGGGGAGAAUCGCCUACUGGAGGAAUCACAUUCUCGUCACCAUACUCUCGGCCCUGGGGAUAGCGCCCAAAGGGACGGUCGAUGUGCACGAGAUGCUGUUCGUGACGGCCGACCACUUGACCCGAGGUGGCGAGACCGGUAUUUUCACUCCGAUGCACAUGAUCCUCUGCAGAAAGCCCGAGUAAUCAAUGGUCGCUGAGGUAACCACCUCAUACUUCCUUCCUGUGCUACCCCCUUGUUCCAACCGCCUGUUACUUCUAGUUUUGCUUAGUUUUUUCCUAAUUUUUCCUUUAAUUUCAAUUUUCUUUUAUCUUUGUAUCUUUGUUUUGGGAAUUUAAGCCAGUGGUUGGAUCUUGGUCUCAGAAUUUUAAUCUUUCAGUUGUUUGAAAGAAAUUUGAAUUUUAUAA
Molecule: messenger RNA, 1348 nt
Organism: Juglans microcarpa x Juglans regia
Lineage: Eukaryota; Viridiplantae; Streptophyta; Magnoliopsida; Fagales; Juglandaceae
Product: 24-methylenesterol C-methyltransferase 2
Exons: 1
Coding region: 59-1126 (355 amino acids)
Biological process (GO): steroid biosynthetic process
Molecular function (GO): S-adenosylmethionine-dependent methyltransferase activity
Source: RefSeq, a predicted model, not a curated record